This is a messenger RNA of Ichthyophthirius multifiliis, 741 nucleotides long. RefSeq lists its product as hypothetical. Gene Ontology annotation, biological process: mitochondrial electron transport, ubiquinol to cytochrome c; mitochondrial electron transport, cytochrome c to oxygen. Gene Ontology annotation, molecular function: heme binding; electron transfer activity. Gene Ontology annotation, cellular component: mitochondrial intermembrane space. NCBI's taxonomy places the organism in Eukaryota, Ciliophora, Oligohymenophorea, Hymenostomatida. The record is from RefSeq and is a predicted model, not a curated record. The transcript has a single exon.
AUGUCUAAACCACAACAAUAAAAUAUAGAAAAAUCAUAGUAAAAUAACGAAAAUAAAUAAAAGCUCACCUAAGAAGAGCUCGAGAAAAAAUGGAAUUAAAGAAUACUUACCGAAUCUGGUUUAACAAAGGAAUAAUUUUACGAAAACAUAACAAAAUUAUAAUCAGAAGUCGACACAAAAAAUAAAGAAGGAGAACAAAAAUUCUUAGAUCAUGAAAAUUUAAAAAAAAUAUAAUCCGCAAAAUCGAAAGAACAUAGAUAUAAAUAUGAAAUUGAAGAUUAAAAAAUACCAAUAGAUGGCGAUUUUGUUGCAGGAUCAUAAAUUUUUACAACUUAAUGUUAAUCAUGUCAUUCUUUAGAAAAAGAUAAUGCUGGAAGAAAGACUAGUGGACCUGGAUUAGGACUUAUUUAUGGUAGAAGGGCAGGAGCUGAUUAUUAUUAUAAUUAUACCCCGGCAUUAACUUAUUCUUCUCAUAUUUGGAAUACAAGAAAUCUUUUUUAUUUUUUAUAAAAUCCUAAAAAUUUCAUAAAAGGAUGCAAAUGUGAAAUAAAAAAUGGAGGUAUUUAGAGUGAAGAAGAAAGAUCAGAUUUAGUAGCUUUUUUAAAAAUAUUUACUAAGGAAUUUAGCGAAAAUUUAAGAAUUAAAGCUGUUAAAACUUAUGGAGCUGAUUACAUUAAUAUUAAUGCUGAAACUGAAGACUUAUUACAAAAAGAAAAAACAAGAAGAAAUUAAAAAAAAUGA